Molecule: messenger RNA, 1131 nt
Organism: Podospora anserina S mat+
Lineage: Eukaryota; Fungi; Ascomycota; Sordariomycetes; Sordariales; Podosporaceae
Exons: 4
Coding region: 1-1131 (376 amino acids)
Biological process (GO): protein lipidation; nucleophagy; autophagy of mitochondrion
Cellular component (GO): phagophore assembly site membrane; extrinsic component of membrane; cytosol
Molecular function (GO): phosphatidylinositol-3-phosphate binding; protein binding; phosphatidylinositol-3,5-bisphosphate binding
Source: RefSeq, a predicted model, not a curated record
AUGAAUACUCGACCGCCUCUCGAGACAACCAGCCUUCCACUGGUUCUCUCGAUAACAUUUAAUGACGAUUGCAGCUGUUUUGCUGUCGGGCUGAAUACAGGGUUUCGGAUCUUUAGCUCGGAAACAUGCACGCAGACCACAGCACGCGAAUUCAACGCGGGUGUUGGGCUGGUUCAGAUGAUGGGCAAGGCUAACUAUCUGGGCAUCGUCGGUGGGGGUAGGAAGCCAAAGUUUGCUGCCAACAAGCUGAUCCUCUGGGACGAGGGUAGGAGCAAGUCCGCUCUCGAUAUCAGCGCGUUGACACCUGUGAGGGGCACUCAGUUGUCUAAGGAACGGAUAGUCGUGGUGCUACAGAACAGUGUCCGGCUAUACAAGUUUGCCAAACCGCCUUCGUUCAUCACAGCCUACGAGACGGCCAACAACCCACUGGGGCUUUGCCGCAUGUCAUCCAGAAUCAUCGCAUUCCCAGGCCGAAGUGCCGGGCAGGUGCAAGUGGUUGAGAUUGCUACGUCAAACGUGAGCAUCAUCCCGGCCCACGCAGCGGCCAUUCGAGCCCUUCAGCUGAGUCUGGAUGGCGAGCUUAUAGCAACUGCUAGCGAGACCGGAACGUUGAUUCGAGUAUUCUCAACCAGGACCUGCGCCAAGAUAGCUGAACUUCGGAGAGGAAUCGAUCCAGCAGCUAUCUUUUCUCUUGCGUUCAACCCAUCUGGGACUAUGCUCGCUUGCACAUCGGACAAGUCCACUCUACAUGUCUUCGACAUACCGAAAGGAAAGAGAUUGGGUGGCCAGGGUGAGGACGGGGCGCCGGAAACAGCGAAUGAUCAAGGGAAAUGGGGGAUUUUGUCCAAGAUCCCUUUAAUGCCUCGAUUCGUCAAGGAUGCUUAUUCCUUUGCCACACACCCCUUCGAGGCGGGUGAUGAACCCUCUGGUGCGAACCAGCUUCUCACAGAGAGCUCAACACUUGGGACUAUGAGGCUGCCAAAAGGGGUUAUUGGUUGGCUUGACGACACUUCGCUGCUGGUAGUUGGAGCUGGCACUGACGCUCGUUGGGAAAAGUUUAUCAUCAAGGAUGAGGGAGGGGGCAAACGUUCUCUAGCAAAGGCGGGCUGGAAGAGAUAUCUCGCGGACUAG